CACCGCGCUGCGUCAGCCUAUGUCGGCGGUGUCAGUCAACGGGCAACGCGUCGACGCCAUACACGUCCUUGCUGAGGUCGCAUUGUCACGCGCGGAGCAGGCGCACAAGCCCCAGAGUAGCGAAACAGCGUUUUGCGCGCAACCAAGAAGCCCAUGAAUGAUACAACAAGCACGACAGGCCACAAGAGUUUAGGGUGCAAUGACCGCGUUGCUGCUAGGAUAUCCGCAGCUGUUGAGGGCGGCGCAGCCCUUCACCGCUAUCUUCCUUUUCUCAGCGGAUAAAGCGGUGUCUCACGGAUUACAGGCAGCGGUGAUCAGUGAGUUCAUUAUGUCAUAUAAUCUUGAUAUUGAUAGGUUGGGCUCGCAUCAGGCAAUGGAAGAUCCGCUAAAUCCACCUCCCACUGCCAUACACCUCCACCUCAUGUCGUGCAUUUCGGGGUACGCCAUGUUCUUACACUUACACACAUCUGCAGUGGUCCUGCCUAGCUUGUACGUGAGCACCAGGUGCGCGUUGCGCUCGAACGCACCCUCGAAAUCUCCAGCACAAGCACAACCACGAGUGCCUGCAGCUACGCAGGGCAUAUUGUGAGCCGCUCGCGACAUGCCUCAUAGCGAGCCCGUCGCUGCUGCACGGGUAUCGCAAGAAGGGCGGCUAACGGGUUGCGCAUCCGAGAUUACCAGCCGCAUGUCCUGCGCUGCUUCCUGCGCUGGAUGCAUAGCGGUCUUAAGACUUAGAUUUACCUUUUGUGUCUAU
Messenger RNA from Phanerochaete carnosa HHB-10118-sp, 754 nucleotides. RefSeq lists its product as uncharacterized. Lineage: Eukaryota; Fungi; Basidiomycota; Agaricomycetes; Polyporales; Phanerochaetaceae. The record is from RefSeq and is a predicted model, not a curated record. The transcript has 3 exons. The coding region runs from base 200 to 589 and encodes 129 amino acids.